AUGACACCGAUGGCCAUACGAGAGGAAAUCGUCCCUGGGGGCGACGUUGUAUUGCAGCUCCAGCGGCUGGUACCUGCUCCCAUCGCUACAGCAGACGAAGAAGCUGAUAUCGUCCCACCAGCAUCGCCAGCCACCACUGUUGCUACCAUGGUCGAGGACGGAGCUGCCAUCGGCUCGCCGCCGGACAGCCCCCUCGCCGUCCCGCACAAGAGCGCCAAGACAGCCCAAACAGUCCAGACGGUCGAACUCGUUGUGUCGUCCAACACCCUGCGGAUGGUCUCGUCCGUUUUCGACACCCUUCUUAAACCUCUACAGCAGCAGAGAGACCCCAUAACACCGGCAGCGACCCCAACAGCCAUCACGAACAUCCCUACGCCUCCUGCCAGCCCGACAGUCAGGAGGAAGAAGAAGGGCUCGCUGAACAACGAUACGGCAGCAGCAGCUAUACCCACACCACCUUUGCAAGUUCUAGACCCGCUCACUGCUGUCGCACCCUUCGUCUUAGCACUCCCGGAAGACGACGCCGCUGCGAUGGAGCUGCUGAUGCGACUGGUACACUUCCGACUCGGUGAUAUAUACACCCCAGGUGGAGACGGUGUGCAUAGCGGGCUUCCAGGGCCACGACUGCUAGAACAGCUUGCCUAUGUGUGUGACAAAUACCGCUGCGCGGGUGCGAUUCAGGGCGUCAGCGACUCGUGGAUCAGAGAAAACAUGGAACGGCUAGCCAGCGCCAUGGAACACGAGACAAGCAAGACAUUCAAGGUCGACAGAGCCGACCGGGUCGAGAAAGGACCCAAGGCAGACCAGGCAGCGGAUGCUACCCAAGCCUCUCAGAUCCUUGAUGGUUACUGCCGCCUUGUCGUGUUCGCCUAUGUUGCCGACCAGCCGCGCGUCUUCUCCGACCUCUGUUGGCAUCUGGUCCUGCACCACGGCGGUCCAAUGACGACGAAUCUGCAGGCGGGCGCCUGCUUCUCGGCGGUUCCGACGAUGCCAGACGUAUCCACUCCGGCGAACAUCCUCGCAGACCACCCGCUACUGGCGCAGAGCGUUGCAGUCCUGCUCGAGAGCCGCCGACUGGCCAGCUGCAGCCGAUUUCACACCGCUCUGACUGAGCCGCUCCGGUUCGACUGGAAAGGCACGGGUGAUCAACCGCUCUGCACUGUAGGCCGCGAGGCCAUGGGCGUUUAUAUCAAGACCAUCACAGAAGCCGGCCUGCUCACCCACGACCUUGUCUAUUCCGGCCUCAGCGUGCAGCAGCUGCUGGACGGCAUCGAUCGUCUGCCCCCGAUCCGACCGUGCGACUAUCCUAUCAAGGACUCCUGCUUCGGCCAUUCCGGUUCCGGUUUCGAUCUCGACCUUGUAGCUAGCCUUCGAACUGGCAAGGACAGCAUCCUGGGAUGCCGCGAUAGUUACACGUGUCUGGACUGCAUCCGCACUGGUGGGCAGUCACAGCAGAAGCGCAGGUGUCGGGUCAACCAUUCGUAA
This is a messenger RNA of Grosmannia clavigera kw1407, 1485 nucleotides long. RefSeq lists its product as uncharacterized. The record is from RefSeq and is a predicted model, not a curated record. The transcript has 2 exons. NCBI's taxonomy places the organism in Eukaryota, Fungi, Ascomycota, Sordariomycetes, Ophiostomatales, Ophiostomataceae. The coding region runs from base 1 to 1485 and encodes 494 amino acids.